AUGGCUGAUUUCGGCGCCUUCCCACCGAAUAUGAUGCCCCAAAAUGCUAUGAUAAUCAGGCAGCAGGCGAGUGAAGACCAUGCUGUCGUACCUUACACGGCUGACAAUCUAUCACGAGCAUUACAAGGGCCUGCCAAUCCAUUCAAGGACGACACAUCCAAUUCAAAACGCAAAAACGUUCUCACGGGAUAUGCGGAGGAGACUUUUAUCAGCGAGUACAUCUUCCGGAGUAAGCUCAGGGAGAUGGAGCGAGGACCUGACCGCGAAUAUAAAGGAGGCGCAGCAGAUAAAGAGGAAAGCGCAAAAAUUCGAAGUAAGCGCCAGAAGAAGGGUGAUGCUACUGUUGCUGAGGGGGAUAGCGCAUAUGUCGGACCAUGGGCGAAGUACGAUACGACACAAUACGAGGAUGUAAGAGAUGGAGAUGAUCAAAAUAGUGAUGAAGAGUACGAAGAAGUUUCGCAAGACGAAUAUGUCGAAAGUGGAACGGUUGUGCCAGCGCUUCCAGAAGCCCUUGCGAAGCGUAAAGAGGUGGAGGAGUUAGGCGACGAGACUAGUGUUUUUGAGGGCAGUCAGCUACACGACUAUCAAGGCCGGACCUAUAUGCACGUGCCGCAGGAUCUUGAUAUUGAUUUGCGAAGUGAACGAAUCUUUGGUGAGUUCAAGAAUUAUGUGCCCAAAAAAAUGAUACAUCAGUGGAAGGGCCAUACCAAGCCCAUAUGUGGACUCCGGCUAUUUCCUGACAGUGGACACCUUCUCUUGAGUGGAAGUGCCGAUACGACUGUAAAAAUCUGGGACAUCUAUCACGAUCGGGAACUUCUGCGAACCUAUAAAGGCCACAACAAGGCACUAUCAGAUAUCACUUUUAACGCGUCUGGUCGACAAUUUCUCUCAGCUUCGUACGAUCGUAUGAUCAAGCUAUGGGAUACCGAAACUGGCCAAUGUACGAACCGUUUUACCACGGGAAAAACCCCGCACGUUAUCAAAUUCAAUCCUUCGCUUGAGCACAGCCAUGAGUUUCUUGUUGGACUUUCAGACAAAAAAAUCAUCCAGUUUGACACUCGUAAUGGCAACAUUGUACAAGAAUAUGACCAUCAUCUUGCGGCUAUAAAUACUAUAACCUUUGUCGAUGAAAAUCGCCGUUUUAUGACUACUUCGGAUGACAAAAGUCUACGAGCCUGGGAUUAUAAUAUUCCUGUUCCUAUCAAAUACAUUGCAGAGCCUCACAUGUAUCCUCUAACCCGAGCAUCUCUUCAUCCUAGCGGAAAAUAUGUCGCCUACCAGUCGUCAGAUAAUAAUAUUUUUGUGUACGGUGCAAACGAUAAGUUUCGACAGAAUAGAAGGAAAGCGUUCAAAGGCCAUAAUACAAGCGGUUACGCAGUGGAUGUGGCUUGUAGUCCUGAUGGGCAAUUUGUGGCCUCUGGAGACUCUGGUGGGUACGUUUGUUUUUGGGACUGGAAAACGGGUAAGAUGUGGCACAAGCUUCAGGCUGCUGAAGGUGCAGUAACCUGCGUGGCCUGGCAUCCUCGAGAAAGCAGUAGAGUUGUCACAGCCGGAUUAGAGGGUACAAUUAAGUAUUGGGAUUAA
Blumeria graminis f. sp. triticale is the source of this 1584-nucleotide messenger RNA. NCBI's taxonomy places the organism in Eukaryota, Fungi, Ascomycota, Leotiomycetes, Helotiales, Erysiphaceae. The record is from the annotation of a GenBank genome assembly.